This is a messenger RNA of Microdochium trichocladiopsis, 2684 nucleotides long. RefSeq names its product class VII chitin synthase. Gene Ontology annotation, molecular function: chitin synthase activity. The coding region runs from base 143 to 2578 and encodes 811 amino acids. Gene Ontology annotation, cellular component: cell periphery; cell septum. Lineage: Eukaryota; Fungi; Ascomycota; Sordariomycetes; Xylariales; Microdochiaceae. The record is from RefSeq and is a predicted model, not a curated record. The transcript has 3 exons.
CACCAUUCCGACGCCCGUUUACCCGAGAAUAUUUCACUCCAGCACAAACCCCCGUGUCAAUCGAUUCCGGUUUCCAGCUGUUCACUUUCACAGCCAAGCUGUGUGGCGUUGACAUCUUGCAACGCCCCAGAGGCUGUUCAAGAUGGCGGCCUCUACGGAAUGGCCCGCCAACGAGAUUGCCUAUACGGCAAUCGUUGGUGUCAUCAUGCUCGCAGCGUUUCUAGAAUGGUUCCUAUGGCUGGCAGCCUUUGUCUAUUGCCUCGUCAAGGUCUUUCAAAAAGCAGAACACUGGACAAUCCGCCUCCUCGCCAUUGUAAUUGGGACAUUAUUCUGUGGGUUUCGAUUCAUUUUCCUGCCGAUCAUGGUCGUCACAUUGCCUCUCCCCGAUAAAGUCGUGGAGCAUUGGCCCACCAAUCUUGUCUCUUUCUUGCAAUGGUUCGGAUUCUGGAGUUUCGCAGCCCUCUUGACUGUUCCGUGGCUGUUUUGCGUCUACCAGCUCGUCACCAACAACCUGGGGCGAACGAAGCGGACAAAGCAGGCCCUCGACGAGGUGUCGGCACCCAAGGUCGUCAUCGUGAUGCCAUGCUACAAGGAGGAGCCCGAUGUUCUUGUUACAGCUAUCAACUCCGUGGUCGAUUGCGAUUACCCGCCCUCGUGUAUCCACGUUUUCCUGUCUUUCGAUGGCGACCAGGAGGACGAGUUGUACCUCAACACAAUCGAAAAGCUCGGCGUACCUUUGACGCUGGAGUCGUAUCCGAAGAGUAUCGACGUUUCCUACCGGCAAGCCAGAAUCACCGUUUCCAGAUUUCCCCACGGCGGCAAGCGUCACUGCCAAAAAAUGUCAUUCAAACUCAUCGACAAAGUCUACAAGGAGUACCUCAAGCGCAACGACAACCUCUUCAUCCUCUUCAUCGACUCCGACUGCAUUCUCGACCGCGUGUGCCUACAGAACUUUGUGUAUGACAUGGAGCUUAGUCCCGGCAAUCGUCGCGACAUGCUCGCCAUGACCGGUGUCAUCACCUCCACCACAAAGAAGCACAGCCUGAUCACUCUAUUGCAGGACAUGGAGUACAUACACGGACAACUCUUCGAGAGAACGGUCGAGUCUGGAUGCGGUGCCGUCACCUGUUUGCCGGGUGCUCUUACGAUGCUGCGGUUCUCUGCGUUUAGGAGAAUGGCCAAAUACUACUUCGCGGACAAGGCAGAGCAGUGCGAGGACUUGUUUGACUUCGCGAAGAGCCACCUGGGCGAGGAUCGCUGGCUUACGCAUUUGUUCAUGAUUGGUGCCAAGAAGCGGUAUCAGAUCCAGAUGUGCACGUCGGCGUUUUGCAAGACAGAGGCUGUACAAACCACUCGCUCGCUGAUCAAGCAACGCCGCCGAUGGUUUCUCGGGUUCAUCACUAACGAGGUCUGCAUGUUAACGGAUUGGCGUUUGUGGAAACGGUAUCCGAUCCUGCUUGUCCUUCGCUUCAUGCAAAACACGAUUCGAACCACGGCGUUGCUUUUCUUCAUCAUCAUUCUCGCCAUGCUGACAACAACAAAAUCGCCCACGGACCUUCCCAUCCAGUUUAUUGCGAUUUCCCUGGGACUCAACUGGCUGAUGAUGCUCUACUUUGGCGCCAAGCUCAAGCGUUACAAGAUCUGGCUGUACCCGGUCAUGUUUGUGCUCAACCCCUUCUUCAACUGGUACUACAUGGUCUAUGGAAUCUUUACAGCUGGCCAGCGGACAUGGGGAGGACCUCGUGCGGAUGCCGCCACUGCCGAUGCGACCACAACUCCUCAGCAAGCCAUCGAGCAAGCAGAAAAGCAAGGCGACGAGCUCAAUGUUGUUCCCGAGACGUUUAUCCCUGCUGCCACCGAGGCUGCGAAGAACAAGAAGGGCGGCAACAUGAGUGGCAUCACAAGGAAUCGCAGCAAGCUGUUGCCCCCAGACAAGGUCGAGGGUCGCUUCGCGGCCCCAGAGAGAAAGGCCAAUGGCUUCUACGCACACCCUGAAGAGUCGCAGUUCAGUGUCAACAACUUCCAUGGCAACAGCAGUGGCCUCAUGUCGCAUUUCAACGACUCUGUUGAUUCUUUCAUGACGACGCGGACAGGCAACAAUUCCGUCUAUAUGCCAAGACGAGUCGAGAGCAUCAUGGGCGAGGAGGAUCGCAAAAAGUACGAGCUAGCUCAGGCAAGCCAGUACAAUGCUUAUCUAGGGCCGUCUAAGCACAAAAUCCCACCAACUGGCCAGGUCUACGAGUUCUCCGACGCCGAGCUGGAGCGCAGGGGCUGGGCAAAUGCGUCCGAUGGCUCUUAUUCCGACAUUGAAAGCCCAGGGCCGUCUCGCGAUCCCUCGCCUGCGCCUGUUGCUUCACGAGACUCCGGCCGCGGCCACCACUCUAAUCUGAGCGUGCCGAGUGGCAGCAACCGCAAUAAUGCGCGAGGAGGAAGAAGUCCUUUGGGCCGUCAGAGCUGGAUGCGAACGUCUGCUGUUGAGACAGAAGAGGUCGAGAUGGAGGGUUACGGAUCUGGCAGUCGCACUUCUCGGCGACAAGAGGAGCGAUACACAGACAAGCCACAGCGCCGUAGAUCUUGAUGUGAUUGGUUGACGUCCGUACGGGGAUUGAUGAUGUGCGAGGCGUGGCCGCAGCCGAGACGCUCAUUCUCACAGAGUGAGGGUGAUGAUUACAACCUUUUUUUGC